AUGAUCCUACACGAGGCCAGCUCACUACUCUAUGGCAAUAACUGCUUUGACCUCUCGUCAUCGACCUAUAUACACACAUGCGACUUCCUCGCUACUAUAGGCUUGGUGAACGCUUCUCAUCUUAAUUGUAUCCGCAUCCGCUUUCCUGAAUUUGGCGACCUUGAAGAGGAAGUCAGCCUUGAUAAAAAAAGCCUGCUCGCCCUAACAAAGAUCAAGGCAUACUGUACCAACAUCAAAUCCAUCACAGUAACCGCUCCAACCACAUAUCUAAUGGGAAUUCAACUAUCAGUUGACAACCCUUCGAUUUGUGAUAGAGCAUUGGCGUUGGUAGCCGAUCACUUCAGAGCAAUCACAUCACUGCCAGAAAUUGUCAUGGAAGUUUAUGAUGAUGGCCUGAACUCAUAUAUCAUACCUGUGGAGAAAAUGAAGAGUUUUGGGUGGACACUCAAGACGGUGGAACCUGUGGAAGAAGAGGAAUGGGAUAACGACAGAAUUUGGGAUGAGAAUGAAGAUUUUUAUUAUCUUUACGAUGACGACGAUGAUUAUGAUAAUGAAGACGACUACGACAUUGACAACGAUAGUGACUUUUGGAGAAGGGCAGCAGACUAG
Molecule: messenger RNA, 609 nt
Organism: Penicillium samsonianum
Lineage: Eukaryota; Fungi; Ascomycota; Eurotiomycetes; Eurotiales; Aspergillaceae
Exons: 1
Coding region: 1-609 (202 amino acids)
Source: RefSeq, a predicted model, not a curated record